GGCGGUGGGGGAGGGGCGGCGCUGACAGGGCGAUGCCGAGCCGGGCCCGGCCCGCGCCCGCCGCCGCCGCCUGAGCCCUCCCAGCCCUGCCGGGGCAGCCGCGGCCGCCGCCAGCAGCCGUCGUGCCCAGCGAGCGAGAGAGCGAGCGGGCGGGCGGGCGGCAGCUCCUCCCGGGCCGGCGCCGCCAUGGCUGAGCCCACGGCCUCGUCCAACUCCGGCGGCGUGUCCCUGCCGCUCAUUGAAUCAGAGCUCUACUUCCUCAUCGCUCGGUUCCUGACCACCGGGCCCUGCAGGCGAGCGCUGAAGGUGCUGGUGCAGGAGCUGGAGCAGCACCAGUUGCUUCCUAAAAGGUUGGAUUGGCAAGGAAAUGAGCAUUAUAGAAGUUACGAAGAAUUGGUGCUGUCCAACAAACAUGUGUCUCCAGACCAUUUGUUACAAAUAUGCAAACGUAUUGGCCCUAUACUGGAUAAGGAGAUACCACCCAGCAUUUCAAGAGUGAAUUCCUUACUUGGUGCAGGAAGACAGUCAUUGUUACGUACAGCAAAAGAUUGCAGGAACACUGUUUGGAAGGGUUCUGCAUUUGCUGCUCUUCAUAGAGGAAGACCACCUGAAAUUCCUGUUAACUAUGGCGCGCCACCAAACCUUGUGGAAGUGCAUCGAGCGAAACAAUUAACUGGAUAUGCAAAGUUCAGUACUUCAUUUCCAGGAUGUAUGUAUCAGCAUGUCAAGAUGCACAGACGGAUUCUUGGCCAUCUUUCUUCUGUAUACUGUGUUGCGUUCGAUAGGACUGGACAUAGAAUAUUUACUGGCUCAGAUGACUGUUUGGUAAAGAUUUGGUCAACUCAUAAUGGCAGAUUAUUGGCCACAUUACGAGGACAUUCAGCAGAGAUUUCUGAUAUGGCUGUCAAUUAUGAAAACACUAUGAUUGCAGCUGGAAGCUGUGAUAAAAUGAUCCGAGUGUGGUGUCUGAGAACUUGUGCACCAGUUGCAGUCCUCCAUGGACACACAGGGUCCAUUACCUCAUUACAGUUUAGUCCAAUGGUGAAGGGCUCCAUGAGAUAUAUGGUCUCUACUGGUGCAGAUGGAACUGUGUGCUUUUGGCAAUGGGAUACAGAUUCCAUGAAAUUCAACAAUCGGCCAGUGAAAUUCACAGAGAAGCCUAGACCAGGGGUUCAGAUGCUUUGUUCUUCAUUCAGUGUAGGUGGUAUGUUUUUAGCAACUGGCAGCACUGACCAUGUAAUCAGGAUGUAUUUUUUUGGCUCUGAAACACCUGAGAAAAUAGCUGAAUUGGAAAGUCAUGCUGACAAAGUUGAUAGCAUUCAGUUUUCCAACAAUGGUGAUAGGUUCAUAAGUGGCAGUAGAGAUGGAACAGCUAGAAUCUGGCGUUUUGAACAAGCAGAAUGGAGGAGUAUUUUGUUGGAUAUGUCCGAUAGAUUGCCAGGAGAUGCAUGCUCAGAAGAAGACAAAUUUAUGAAGCCUAAAGUCACCAUGAUAGCUUGGAAUCAAAACGAUAACUAUGUUGUUACGGCUGUGAAUAAUCAUCUGCUCAAAGUUUGGAAUUCCUAUACAGGGCAAUUGCUUCAUGACUUGGUGGGGCAUGCGGAUGAAGUAUUUGUCUUGGAGACCCAUCCUUUUGAUUCCAGGAUAAUGCUGUCUGCGGGUCAUGAUGGCAACAUCUUUAUAUGGGACGUUACCAAAGGCACAAAAACAAAGCAUUAUUUUAAUAUGAUUGAAGGCCAAGGACAUGGUGCUGUUUUUGACUGUAAGUUUUCACCGGAUGGGCAGCAUUUUGCAUGUACAGAUUCUCAUGGGCACCUUUUGAUAUUUGGUUUUGGCUGUAGCAGGCCUUAUGAAAAGAUUCCUGAUCAGAUGUUCUUCCACACUGAUUACCGGCCACUUAUUCGAGACUCUAACAAUUACGUCCUAGAUGAGCAGACUCAACAGGCUCCUCAUCUCAUGCCCCCUCCCUUCUUAGUAGAUGUGGAUGGAAACCCUCAUCCAACAAAAUAUCAAAGAUUGGUGCCAGGAAGAGAGAAUUGUGCAGAUGAACAUUUGAUUCCUCAACUUGGAUAUGUUGCAACAAGUGAUGGAGAAGUGGUUGAACAAGUUAUAGGCCAACAGACAAUUGACCAGGAUGAACAAGGCUUGGAGCCAAGCAUUCUCGAUGGCAUGAUUAGACAGUUACAACUACAACAAGAUCAAAGAAUUGGAGCUGAUCAAGAAUCUGCUUCAAGUGGCCCACAAAAUGGGGAAGGAACACCUAGAAGAGCUUUUAGAAGACCAAGUUUAGACAUCCAGUCUCCUCCCAAUAUUGGUCUGCGACGUAGUGGACAAGUUGAAGGUGUGCGACAGAUGCAUCAAAACGCUCCACGAAGUCAGAUGGCUACUGAGCGAGACCUUCAGGCUUGGAGACGAAGAGUUGUUGUACCAGAAAUACCACCAAGCUUACUCAGGAAGCAGGAAGAGUAUCAAAUAGCAAAAGGGGAAGAAGAGAGAGAUCUUUAUGCAACAGAGAAGAAAAAGUCAUUCGAGUCAUUGGAAAAGAGUGACUCUGAGUCUUCAUUAAUACAAUCAAAGCGUAGACUGCAUAGGCGCAAAUAUGCCAGUUACCGAACUCGGAAUAACAUUGAACAACUGGAUUCUUCUGAUGAGGAAAGAGAGAACUGCUUUGGCUUGAUAGAGCAGGAAGCUGAAGAAAGUGAGGGCUCUGGCUCAUCUGAGGAAGAGGAAGAGUGGAGAAGUGACAAGAAAAGCAACAGUAACAGUUCAAGUGAUUCUUCAAGUAGGUACUCUGACUGGAUUGCUGACGCAGGAAUUAACCUACAACCUCCUGUACGGACUUCUCGACGGAAAGUUAUCAGAUAUUGCAGUACUUCAGAAGAUGAAGUAUCAGCAGAGAUAUCAGCUCCUCCAAAGAGAAGAAGAAGAAAAAGGAGAAAAAAGCCCAAACCAAGAAAGCAGGAGGAGGCUAAUGCUGCAACACAACCUGUAAACUUGGAAUUGUCCUAUGAUUGGCAUCCUCCCAUUUGGAUAACAGACACAGCUCUUCGAAGAUCCCCUUUUGUUCCUCAGAUGGGCGAUGAGGUGAUAUAUUUUAGACAAGGACAUGAAGCUUACAUUGAAGCGGUCAGAAGAAAUAACAUUUACAAACUGAAUCCCCACAAGGAGCCAUGGAGAAAAGUAGUCCUUAGGGAUCAGGAAUUAGUAAAAAUUGUUGGAAUUAGAUAUGAAGUUGGUCCUCCCACGUUGUGUUGCCUAAAGCUUGCUUUUAUAGAUCAUGCCACUGGAAAACAUACAGACAAAUCAUUUUCUAUCAGAUACCAUGAUAUGCCAGAUGUUAUCGACUUCCUUAUAUUACGUCAGUUCUAUGAAGAAGCACGGCAAAGGAACUGGCAAGCUUCUGAUAGGUUCCGAUCCAUUAUUGAUGACGCAUGGUGGUUUGGAACAGUGUUGGGUCAAGAACCUUAUCAGCCUCAAUAUCCAGAUAGUCACUUUCAGUGUUACAGUGUUAAAUGGGACAAUGGUGAAAUUGAAAAGCUUAGCCCGUGGGACAUGGAACCAGUUCCUGAUAAUGUUGACCAGCCUGAAGAAUUAGGAGCUAGUGUUUCUGUGACUUUUGAAGAGGUGGAGAGGCUACUCUACAAACCUGAAGAAGGGGAGUGGGGGAUGAAAUCUCGUGAUGAAGCAUGUGAACGGAUUAUCAGUGGCAUUGAUCAGCUUCUGACUCUUGACAUUUCAGCAGCUUUUGCUGGUCCAGUUGACCUGUGUACGUAUCCCAAGUACUGUACCGUGAUUGCUUAUCCGACAGACCUCAACACUAUUCGGACAAGACUGGCUAACCGAUUUUACAGGAGAAUCUCGGCAUUGGUUUGGGAAGUAAGAUACCUUGAAAGCAAUGCUAGGACCUUCAAUGAACCUGGGAGUGCUAUUGCUAGAGCUGCAAAAAAGAUCACUACCCAGCUCUUGAAGUUUAUCAAUGAUCAGGACUGUACAAACAUUUUUGAAUUAUGUAGCACAACUGAUGAUGAACAAGAUGGUCUUGAUGCUGAUCUGGAUGAUGAAAAAUGUCUUCCGAGAACAUCAUACAGAAGAAGGAAAGGGCGGGGCUUAAAAAAAGGCAAAAGCAUGAAAACUGGCUAUGAUGAAAACUCGUGGAAGAAGCAGUGUAUGGAACUGGUGAAUUUAAUUUUCCAGUGUGAAGAUUCUGAGCCUUUCAGGCAGCCAGUUGAUUUGGAUCAAUAUCCUGAUUACAGACAUAUUAUAGACACUCCAAUGGACUUUGGUACAGUGAAGGAAACUCUAGAAGCUGGAAAUUACGACACUCCAAUGGAACUGUGCAAAGAUAUAAGACUAAUAUUUAGUAAUGCAAAGUCUUAUACUCCAAACAAGAAGUCAAAGAUUUAUAGUAUGACCUUGAGAUUGUCAGCCUUAUUUGAAGAGAAAAUAAGAAGAAUUGUUUCAGAUUUCAAAAAUGGUCAGAAACAGAAUGAAAAACUGCGAAGAAAUCGGAGGUACACUAGAAGAUUUCAUAAUCAAAGCUCAGUGCAGCAUCCUACCAAAAUGCUCAGAAAUUUGAAGCAGAAACCAUUGAAGUCUCAGCCAAAAAUUGAAUCUGAGCAUGAAGAUUCUUUUACUCAACCUACCUCAAGCAGAGCUGCCUGUGUUGCAAGCCAUAAAAUGAAUUCUAGCAAUUACAACCAUAGUUCCUCUGGUGAAUCCUCAGAUUCUGCAUGUCUGGCAUCCUUUGAAAGGAAUGGAAAAGCUAGAUCCACAACACUAACAAAUUGUUCUGCAUUAUCAUCAGCAGAAAGUGAAAUAGAAGGUUCUUUGGUUUCUUCAUCUACUUCAUCCUCUACUAGUAGCUCAGAAGACAGUAAAGAAAGCUCUGUGCCUCUUUUGUCGCCUACACUGCACAAUGGUGUGUGUAGAAGAAAGAACAGCAAUCAAAGGAUAACUAGAAAUCGAGCUGCUCAGAGAAAACAAAUAGGAACACUUUCUCAGGAGAAUGGGAAUACAAGAAAAACUGUCAGGAAAAAGUUAUAUGGAAGUGACUCUGAAAAUACUUCAGUGGUAACAUCUGAGUUGCUCAGUAAGAGUGCUGGUAGACAUAGAAAAACUCCACGCAGAAGUGCUGCUGUGGCUGCUAAUAAAUUAAGGCUAAUGAGUGAUGUGGAGGAAGAGGUUUCAAGCUCAGAAAGUAUUGGCAUUGGAUGCAAGAAUAGAAAACUGCCUCAUCGAAAUGCCUCAGCUGCAGCCAGGCGAAUGUUUCUGGAGGGGUCUGAGGAUGAUGUAGGCUUAAAGUCUGAAAGUGAAAAAGAAAUAGAAGAGCAGCUUACCAAGAGGAAAAUUCUUUCUCAACCUAGUUCAUCUGCCGCACGAAGAAAAUUUGUUAGUGAAUCUGAAAAUGGAACUUCAGAUUCUGAGACAGACACCCAGAUAAAGCAAAAAAACUUGCAAAGCAACGGUCAUAAGCAGUUGUGUGUGAUGGUCCACUCUGUCUCUCCCAAAAUUAAAAGUCCCAUCCUAGACUUUUCAGAGGAGGAUUCCAAAAGCCAUAAUUCAGAGGAUGGGAGCAGUCAAAAAGUUUCUGACCAGUCAACAUCUGUACAUAAUAAGCCUGCAGUGAGCAACUCUGAGAAUGAAAUGGAUUCUGAAUUGGACAGAUGGAAUGGCAGAAAAGCAACUGGUCUGCAGCUUGCUGCUCCUUUAAAAAAAGCUAAAGUCUUGAGUGAUUUAGAGGAUACAGCAGAAUCUGAAACAGGAGAUAAAGAGGAUGGGAGAAGUUUUUUCUCAGAGAGCUUGGUGCCAACUAGAAUUGCAAGGAGUUCAAAAUCUGGACCUCGUGCCAGCAUCAAUGACUCUUCCGAUACAGAAUCUGAGACAAAUUCCAAUAACCGUAAUUACUGUGAAAUUUCUUCAAGAACAAAAAAGAGGAAGAGAAGAGGAAAAACAAAAAUUGUUAGAAAAGAAUCAGCAUCUGAGGAGACUGGACAAAAUGCAAAAGUGCUCAGGAGCAGGACAUGUAUCAUUAACUACAAGAAACACAUAAAGCUGUCUAAUGUGACUGAGAAGAAAAACCCACGCAGAUGUGCCACUUUGGCAGCUAAUAAGAUUAAGAUAAUGAGCGAUACAAAGGAGGAAUUAUCAAGCUCAGAAAGCGUUCCCACAGUAAAAAAGAACAGAAGGCAACCUCAUGGCAACAUGUCUGCAGCAUCCAGGAAGAAACUGAUCAGCAACUCAGAGACAGAUACUUGCUUAAAGUCUGAAAAUGAGAGAGAACAGCUUUCUGGCAGAAAAACACUUUCCUGCCCCGAAUCAUCUGCUCCUAAAAGAAAAUACAUUAGCGAGUCUGAGAAUGAAAAAACAGAAUCUGAGGCAGAGACAAAAGUGACUCAAAAGCAGAAUGAUGGUAGCCACAAGCAGGCGCACAAAAAAGUGUGUGCUGCAACUUUUAAAAAUCUCAAAUACAACUCUUCAGAGGAGACUUCCACAAACCACAACAUGGAAAACGGGAAAAACUGGGGAAGUUCUAGUCAGUCAGCUUCAGCCCACAACCAUUGUACAAGCAACUCUGAAGAGGAGAUAGAUUCUGACUUGGCUAAACAUGAAACUAAAAAUACCAGAGAAGUACCAAAUAAAAAAUCUAGAGCUUCUUUCAAAAGAUCCAAAAUACUGGAUGACUUCAAUGAAACAGCAGAAUCUGAAACAGGGGGAAAGAAAGAUGAAAAAAGCUCAGUAUCAGAAAAUAUGGAAGCCCCUGGGACUGCAGGAAGUUCAAAAGCCAGUUUCAAUUGUUUUUCUGAUUCAGACUCUGGAACUGAUAACAGUAUCUAUAGUGAUGCCACAGGAACAAGAAAGAGGAAAAGGAAAACAGAAAUUUUGAGAAAAGAAAUUACCAAUUCCAACUCACGUAAGCCUUCCAGAAGACCCCAGCGAAGGAAACGUUGGAAACUGAACCAAGAAAAUGACUCUGAAGAUUUGGAUUACACCAAAUACAGAAGAGCUAAUCGGCGUUCUAAGAUAAGAACUCGGAACUGCGGUAGACGGACUGUGAGAUACGAUGACGGUGACGACGAUGACGAGAGAGGUUUAGAUGAUGUAGAAUGCAAAACGUAACCUUAAAAGGAAAAGCCAGCCCACUUUUUUUUUUUUUUUUAAUGGUAAUAGCACUAGAACUCAUGAUGGAUGCUGGCUCUUCUUUGUCCUACAUUUCAGGGAAUAUAUUUAUAUUUUUCUAUGAAAAAGUUAUGAAUGUGAUUAGAUGAUGACUUUCUCCUUUUCAUAUUUUGACUUGCACUUGCCUGCCCAUGUAGCAGCAUUUAGCACAGAUGCCAAAAUGUGCCUCAUUAUAGGGGCAAUUUUUUGUCUUUACUGGUAUUUUAUUACAUAUAACAAGAGUUAAAAAAUGUUAAAACACUGCGCAACAGGUUAAUAGCAGUAUGUUGAGUAUUAUUGUUAUGGGUGCUGCAAUGGAAUACUACCUAGGUCAUACAACAUUCAAAAACAGAUUUCAAACAUCUCUAAUGCUGUAUGAAAUCAUAUACAAUAAUAACAGGCUUAUAACUAAUAUUGUACACUAUAAAAAUCUGGCAGAUGCUAGCAUUGCAUCAAAAAAGUAAUGAAUGGUCACUAGGUGAAUAACUCUUCAACUUGUAUUAGUGCAGAGUUAAACCUUCUGUACUUCCAUUAUUGAUAACAUGCAACUAGAACCAGUUACCAGUGAAAAAGUGUGUUUGCCAAUUAAAAAGGCAUAGUGGUGCUGGUGAAGAGAGCAUUUAUGCUGACUGGUAGUACUAUCAUCAUUAAUGUGACUUCUAUACUGUAAACUUAAGAAUAUGAAAUGCAGGUGAACUCUUGGGCCUAAGGGUUUUUGUGUGUUUUCUUUAUAAAAUAGAAAAACAAACAAAACACUUGUUCUGUUUUCUUUAUGCGUGAAAAGCUUGAGGUGCAGGAUUCUUACAUUCCAGACCUUUUUGCUACAUUUCUGUUGUUCUUCCGUAUUUAAACUUUAAAGUGUGCUUUAAUGUUACACUUCACAUUGAUUAAACCUUAUCAGUUUCUCA
This is a messenger RNA of Apus apus (common swift), 8063 nucleotides long. It is a transcript of the gene BRWD1, whose product is annotated as bromodomain and WD repeat domain containing 1. The transcript is spliced from 41 exons. Bases 187 to 7116 code for a protein of 2309 amino acids. NCBI's taxonomy places the organism in Eukaryota, Metazoa, Chordata, Aves, Apodiformes, Apodidae. Gene Ontology annotation, cellular component: nucleus. The record is from RefSeq and is a predicted model, not a curated record. Gene Ontology annotation, biological process: regulation of cell shape; cytoskeleton organization; regulation of transcription by RNA polymerase II. Gene Ontology annotation, molecular function: protein binding.